ACCAGCAAAAAUUAAAAAGCGGGAACGGCGGAUGGACCGCAAGCAUCGGUCCACUCCUGCUUUGCAUUUGCAGCGAACGAAUUCAAUUCACGUGCUGCCACAUCCACCUUUAUCCACUAGGAGUAGCUUGCACCACACCACACAAAGGUGUAGGCAUCCGCAAGGAUCGAUCGACAUAGUAACCGGGAAGCAAGAAAGGAAGCAACCAUGUCGGAGGAAGCCGGCAGUCCGCAGCUGAGCCUGAGCGGGUUCAGCUCCCUCUUCUCCAUCUCCAGCGCCACCCAUCCUCCGCCCGCCGUACACCCUCACCACCUCGACCUGCCCUGCCUCUCCCUCAGCAUCGGCACCGCCGCCGGCGCCGGCGCUGGGGAGGACCAGGGGGUCAGCAGCAGCGGCGGGGACGACCAGGACACCACCGCCAGUGUCCGGAUGAUGAAGAACAGGGAGUCCGCGCUGCGCUCCAGGGCCAGGAAGAGGGCCUACGUGCAGGAGCUCGAGAAGGAGGUCCGCCGCCUCGUCGACGACAACCUCAAGCUCAAGAGGCAGUGCAAACAGCUCAAAGCGGAGAUGGCCGCGCUCGUCCAGCAGCAGCCAACCCACAGGUAGCAGCACAUCAGAAUCCCACACGGAAGAACCUCGUCCUCCUCCAAUCAGCCCUAGGUUUCUAGGCCAUCGCAUUUGCCAGCUGCAGCAAUGGAUCCGCAUCAGCAAUCAGGAAGAGCUUAAUUUUGUCCAUCUAGCCUAGCUAGCUCAUGGAUUUGUUCCAACUUAAUUACGAGUUCUACAUUGUGUUGUACCAUUUCGUAGUGCUACUCGGAUCUUGGAUUCUGUUAACUCGACCGGAAGUCUGAAAUGCCGCUAUGACUUAUGACAUGUUUUGUUGUUGGAAA
Molecule: messenger RNA, 890 nt
Organism: Lolium perenne
Lineage: Eukaryota; Viridiplantae; Streptophyta; Magnoliopsida; Poales; Poaceae
Biological process (GO): positive regulation of DNA-templated transcription
Cellular component (GO): nucleus
Molecular function (GO): DNA-binding transcription factor activity
Source: RefSeq, a predicted model, not a curated record